This is a messenger RNA of Pyrenophora tritici-repentis Pt-1C-BFP, 903 nucleotides long. RefSeq lists its product as uncharacterized. Gene Ontology annotation, molecular function: protein binding. Lineage: Eukaryota; Fungi; Ascomycota; Dothideomycetes; Pleosporales; Pleosporaceae. The record is from RefSeq and is a predicted model, not a curated record.
AUGGCCAUACCACAUAUCACUACACGGCGCUUGAAGGUCAGUGUGGUCGGCUUCCGAACAAGAUCUUGCGAUUCAACCCUGAACUUCCGCUGGACGCUACGAUGUCACAGGAUACUCGCUUACGAUCAUCCUUACUUUGUAGCUAUCGAGAAGGGUGACUUAGGAUAUCUCCAGAACGAAUUAUCAUGUAGAGAAAUGUGCCUAUCGGACUGUAUUGCUGGGGGCUACAGCUUGCUGCAUUAUGCAGUACGUCACAGUAGACCUGCCAUCGUUGCGUUGCUGAUUGGUGAAGGCCUUGACGUCAACGUGCAAAACGAUCGUGGCCAAACGCCUCUUCAUGUAGCUGUUCAGCAAGGGAAAUGCUGUGAGUGUGCUCGUUUACUACUAGAAAACGGCGCAGACGCUUUUCAGCAGGAUACCCAAGGCCGAAGCGCUUUACACUAUUUUUACAACGAAGUGGUGCAGCAGCUUCUACUCUACUAUACGGACGACAUUGACCCUUGGAUGCAAGAUCGGAGUGGCAUGACUGUACUUCAUUGGGCAUCCUGGAGUCGUAGCUCUUCUCACAAAGCUUUGGCCUGCUUCCCACAUAAGGGAGGCAAGCCAUCGUGCUACGGUCUAAAAGACAUGUACGGAAAGUCCAUGCUACACUACGCGGUACAAAGAGGUAACGCAGACCUCAUCGCCUUUUUCCUCACCAUGCCAGAUGCAGCGACUAUGUCAAUGCCAGACUUCUCUGGAAGAACGUUACUUCACUACGCUACGGAAAGUGGCCGGCCGGAUACUAUCAACAUGAUGCUCAAAAGAGAUGUUGAUCUCGACGUGGCUGAUAAUGAGGGCCGCAUGAAGACUACCAACUACGCUCAGCAGCUCACAGCGACCAAAGGUACUGCAACUCGGUGA